AUGGCACCGACGACAAGCACAUCAACCUGGAAUACAAAGAAUCUGAGUCUGCGUCUGGCCGCAGACAUCACGGCAGCAGCAACAGCAGGUGUCCUCGUCGCUCCCGUCAUCACCGCAAUCGACAAAGCCAUUAUCGAAAAUGCCUCUGGCCGUGCAGCACUGGGGCUUUCCCUUCGCUCCUCAUUCGCAACUCUUGCCCUACGUCCUCAUCGUUUCCUCUUCUCGAAACCCUUUGCUUUGAUCUUUGCUCUGUAUACCGGCACCUAUGUCACCGCAAACACAUUGGACACGUGCUCCAGCACGAUAUCCGCAAAAUCCGCUUCAACUACCACAUCAGGCCCUGCCAAAUUCCUCGCUACCUCUUCUGCAAAUCUGAGUUUGUGUUUAUACAAAGACAGCAGAUUUGCCAAACUCUUCGGCGUGGCUACCUCAUCUCCACGUCCCAUCCCAGGACCCAGUUAUGCAUUAUUCGCACUCAGGGAUUGUCUUACAGUAUUCGCUUCCUUCAACGUACCACCAUUGAUCGCACCACUCAUGCCUCUGUCGGAUAACAUGCAAAAACACGUUUCUGCAGCAUCGGCGGCGCAAUUCGUGGCUCCUGCUGCUAUCCAAUUGAUUUCUACGCCUUUGCAUUUGCUGGGAUUGGAUUUGUACAACAGAGAUGGCAAGUUGGGUGCAAGAGAAAGAAUGGUCAAAGUAAGAAAGGACUGGCUGAAGAGUUCGUUUGCUAGGAUGGCGAGGAUUGUUCCUGCUUUUGGUGUGGGUGGAGUGGUCAAUACGAGGGUGAGAGCGAAUUUGAUGGGGAGGUUGGAGUAA
Molecule: messenger RNA, 816 nt
Organism: Aureobasidium pullulans EXF-150
Lineage: Eukaryota; Fungi; Ascomycota; Dothideomycetes; Dothideales; Saccotheciaceae
Exons: 1
Coding region: 1-816 (271 amino acids)
Cellular component (GO): mitochondrion
Source: RefSeq, a predicted model, not a curated record